This is a messenger RNA of Ostrea edulis (European flat oyster), 570 nucleotides long. RefSeq lists its product as uncharacterized. The record is from RefSeq and is a predicted model, not a curated record. The transcript has 2 exons. NCBI's taxonomy places the organism in Eukaryota, Metazoa, Mollusca, Bivalvia, Ostreida, Ostreidae. The coding region runs from base 1 to 570 and encodes 189 amino acids.
AUGGCAACAGCGUCCUUUUACAUCCCGGUUCUAAAACAAGUGAAGAUUUCCUUCCGGUCCUUUCGAUCUAAGCUGCCGAACAUUGAGGGAGAACGCGAGGAGACAGCGGUCACAGAAACAGAAUCUGUUGUAACCUCAAAAUCUGAAGAGAUAGAAAUGAAGGUCAUGGGGGUCAAUGAUGCUUCAAAUGCUUCAAGAAUUCAACUUCCCCAUGCGAAUUCCUCAGAAGCUGAUAUUGUGCAAACCAAUGCCUCAUCCUCCGAGACCUUAAAUUCUACAACUCCAAGAGGCCAAGAUAAACCAGGAGAUAAAAAUAAUACCGAAAGCAAAGGGGGAGCCAAACCAAAACAAGGCUCUGUACAGAGGAGACUGACCGUGAUGUUUUUCGUCCUUAUCCUGGCGUACAUAAUAUCGUACAUUCCUCCCCUUGUGUUUUUGAUAUUAACGUACAGCAUUGAAGACUUUAAUUUUAUUACGCUGUCGAAAACAGAAGCCCUGGCUGCAAAGGUUUACAAGUUUCAUUAUCACUGUUCAAAGCAGUUGCCAUUGGAAAAUCUACAGUGGAACUAA